GCAAUUCUCAAGCUCUCCAAACGUGAGAGUUUAAAUGAGAUCCACCAGCUAGACAACCGAAAUGUCUCUUCCCAGCGGAGCUAUGUCAAAGGAUCCAGAAAGUCGCAGGCGGAGGUCCACAGCCGAUAGCCUCGAUCCCCCAUGGGACAAUGACCCCCGAGGUCACCGCCGCAGCUCUCUGUGUGACAGACUCUGUGUGGCCAGCAUGCACCCUGAGCUUUUGGGCACCCCCUCGCCCAACACCAGCCAUCACAUCGGUGUCUUCACCCCCAAAUACACUGGACAGAGAAGACACUCCUUCCCCUCGAAGUGCGGUCCCGCGUCCGAUGAGGUGUGGGAGGAGGGCAUGUCCAAGACCACCAUCAGGGCAGAGAACGAGGUGGAGGCACAGAAACUGGCCAACAACUACAAGUUUGGCUUCCGGAAGUGGAAGAGCCACAUCACGGAGCGGCCGUUCGAGGACCGGUCCGACAUCGUGAAGGAGCUGUACUCCGAGCUGAACGUCGUCAGGUCCCCUGCAGGUUCUUUAUUCACCUGUGGGAAUAUAGUGUAUGUGCUGUUGUUCGGCUGGUGGACAUCUUUAGUGUACGCCCUGGUCAGUGCACUGAUGUUCCUCACCAUCAUCGGAAUACCCUAUGGGAAGCUGUGCUGGAGGCUCUCCUGCUACUUCCUGUGGCCGUUUGGGAAGUCGAUAGAGAAGGCCAGCAGUCUGGCAGGCACCUGCUGUGUGAGGUUUCCCCACUGUGAGGCCAUCCCCGAGGUGGACGAGAUGAAGGAGACCUCGCCCCUACUGCAGUCCGCGCCCAUCGAAAUGCCCCACCCCGUGCCCCUGUGCCCCCAGGCCCCCCCGCAGCCCCGAUACUGGUGUCGCUUGAGCACAUACGUGUGGCUGCUGCUCGGGUACCCCCUGCUGUGCGUGGUCCAUGCUCUGGCCUGCAUCCUGUCCUGGAUGCUGGUCUUCACCAUCCCUGUGGCCAGGAUGAACGGCCGCACCAUGAGCUCCAUCCUGCUCAUGGCCCCCGAGCAGGUGCUCAUCUGCUCUGUGAAAAAGACUCAGGGUUGUGAGAGCAGAGCUAUUCUCUGUUGUUACUAUGCCUUCAACUGCUACUACUACAAAUACACUGUAGAUGGGAUCAAUGUCUUUGCUGUCAACCUCCUCCUCCUGGUGAUCGUCACCCUGGCGAUCGGGUACACCGACACGUCAGACCACUUCAUCAGCCCACAGGCCAAGUUCGCCAUGGCCGUCAGCUCCAUCAUCCCCCUGUCCUACUACAUUGGCAUGGGCAUCGCCAGCAUCUCGGCGCAGAGUAACUUCGCGGUGGGCGCGGUGGUGAACGCCACCUUCGGCUCCAUCACGGAGAUGACCUUCUACAUCACAGCCCUGCUGCGGGGCCACAACGCCGGAAGCAAGUGCUUCGAGGAGGUGGUGAAAUCCGCCCUGACCGGCACGCUGCUCGGCUGCAUCCUUUUCAUCCCGGGAAUCUGCAUGAUCAUUGGUGGCUGCAAGCACAGGGAGCAGAGGUUCAACAGCCGCUCGGCGGGCGUAAGCUCCGCCCUCCUCUUCAUUUCGGUGGGAGGUGUGUUCGCCCCGACGCUCUUCUCCAAGGCGUACGGGAACCUGGUGUGCGAGGCCUGUGCCAACAGCACCGCGAACUCCAGCGGCCCCUUCGCGUGCAAGAACUGCCACUAUGACCUGAGUGAAAAUAACCAUUCCCUGUUUCACAGUCACAUUGAGCCGUUGGUGAACACCAUUGCGGUGCUGCUGCCUGCAGCUUACCUGAUUGGCCUGAUCUUCACCCUGAAGACGCACUCGCACAUAUACGACAUCCACAUCAGCGGCUGCCACGCUCCCGGUCAUCACGAUGCGGUCGUGCACUGGUCCAGGUGGAGGGCUUUGAUCAUCCUCAUCGUGGCAACGCUGCUGAUGUCGGCCUGUGCUGACCUGACCACUGAGCACAUCAAGCCCAUUCUCGCCCACUCCAGUAUCUCUCAGUAUUUCAUAGGAGUCACUGUCCUGGCAAUGGUGCCUGAACUGCCAGAGAUUGUCAAUGGAAUCCAGUUCGCCCUUCAGAAUAACAUCAGUUUGAGUCUGGAGGUGGGCAGUUGCAUAGCAGUGCAAGUGUGUAUGCUUCAGAUUCCCCUGCUGGUAUUAUUCAAUGCUUUUUAUGAUGUUGGCUUUGUGCUCAUAUUCAGCGACCUGCAUCUCUGGUCGAGCAUUUUUGGCGUCAUCCUUGUAAACUACAUCUUCAUGGACGGGAAGUCUGACUACUUUCAGGGUACAGCCCUGGUCGUGGUCUACCUCAUUCUGCUGGCACUGUACUUCUUUGCGCCUUCCCCUGACGGCUGCUGACCAGCAGAGGGCGCUGAAGGAGAACUCUCCCAAGGCCGACCCUUUACACUUAACUCUUUACCCUAACUUUUUUAAACUAAAUGCUACAACAUUUCUGACAGUGUGGAAACGGUCACAGAGUCUGGUGUGAUUUUUCAGAAUUUCCUAUUUCUAUGAGUGAUUCACUACCUCUGUGUUUAACAUGUGCAUUUAACACCCUCUCCUUUUUUCGGCACUGAUACCCACUCCUGGUGAACCACUGUCUCCGGCAUCUGCCCUGAGCCCUUUAUUGCCUUCAGAAAUCAACCUCGUCCACCUGGUGUCCACCUCCAAUGUUGGUGCCCCUGUCUCUCUUACCUGUUCACAGGUAUUCCAGGGCAUUAGGCGGUGUGGUGUUGCAUGUGAUCACUUCUGAAACGGAUUUUUCUUCCUCUCUCCUUUACUCACGAGUUGCAGAAAGCACUGAGGGAUGUG
Messenger RNA from Megalops cyprinoides (Indo-Pacific tarpon), 2803 nucleotides. Its product is annotated as low affinity vacuolar monovalent cation/H(+) antiporter-like. Gene Ontology annotation, biological process: calcium ion transmembrane transport; intracellular calcium ion homeostasis. The transcript has 20 exons. Gene Ontology annotation, molecular function: calcium:proton antiporter activity. The record is from RefSeq and is a predicted model, not a curated record. NCBI's taxonomy places the organism in Eukaryota, Metazoa, Chordata, Actinopteri, Elopiformes, Megalopidae. Gene Ontology annotation, cellular component: endomembrane system; membrane. The coding region runs from base 62 to 2350 and encodes 762 amino acids.